AUGGCAUCCACACCUAGACAUCCAGAUACCCUAGAGGAAAAGAAUGACAAUAGCAGCUGGGGCAGUGGUAGCACCUCUGGAUUUAUUCUCUUGGGACUAUCCUCCAACCCUCAGUUACAGAAGCCACUCUUCACCAUAUUCCUCACCAUGUACCUAGUCACCCUCCUCGGAAAUUUGCUUAUCAUUCUAGCCAUCCGCUCAGACUCAAGGCUUCAUACCCCAAUGUAUUUCUUCCUAAGCAUCUUGUCUUUCACUGAUAUCUGCUUCACCUCUGACAUUGUUCCCAAGAUGUUGGUGAAUUUCCUGUCAGAGACAAAGGCCAUCUCCUACAUAGGCUGUCUAGUGCAGAUGUACUUUUUCAUGGCCUUUGGAAACACAGAUAGCUAUCUUCUAGCAUCCAUGGCUAUUGACCGCUUGGUAGCCAUCUGUAAUCCCUUACACUAUGCCAUGGUCAUGAGUCACAGGCUUUGUGUCAUUUUGGCAGUGGCUUCCUGUGUGAUCUCACAUCUCCACGCUCUCCUACGUGUGCUUCUCAUGUCCCGUCUGUCUUUCUGUGCCUCCCACGUCAUCAAACACUUCUUCUGUGACACCCAGCCAGUGCUGAAGCUUUCUUGUUCUGACACCUCUUCUAGUCAGGUUGUGGUCAUGACAGAGACAUUGGCUGUUAUUGUGACCCCCUUCUUAUGCAUAAUCUUCUCCUAUCUUCGGAUCAUUGUUGCCAUCCUCAAAGUCCCCUCGGCAUCAGGAAAAUGGAAGACCUUCUCCACUUGUGGCUCCCACCUCACCAUUGUGGUACUCUUUUAUGGAAGUAUUAUCUAUGUCUAUUUCCGGCCCCUGUCCAGCUACUCUGUGGUCAAAGAUCGAGUGGCCACAGUCAUGUACACAGUGGUCACCCCCAUGUUGAAUCCCUUUAUCUAUAGCCUUAGGAACAAGGACAUGAAACAGGGCCUGGGAAGUUGA
Trichosurus vulpecula (common brushtail) is the source of this 960-nucleotide messenger RNA. Its product is annotated as olfactory receptor 1L4-like. Bases 1 to 960 code for a protein of 319 amino acids. Gene Ontology annotation, biological process: G protein-coupled receptor signaling pathway. Gene Ontology annotation, molecular function: olfactory receptor activity; G protein-coupled receptor activity. The record is from RefSeq and is a predicted model, not a curated record. NCBI's taxonomy places the organism in Eukaryota, Metazoa, Chordata, Mammalia, Diprotodontia, Phalangeridae. The transcript has 2 exons. Gene Ontology annotation, cellular component: membrane.